Messenger RNA from Cherax quadricarinatus, 10127 nucleotides. The record is from RefSeq and is a predicted model, not a curated record. Lineage: Eukaryota; Metazoa; Arthropoda; Malacostraca; Decapoda; Parastacidae.
GUCAAGGAAAGUUUGGAACGAGUAAGGUCGGAGCAAACAUGGAGGACAUGGGAAAAAUCACAUAGUGUUUCGGUGGAGAUCUGACCCACUUUUCCUAAUGUUGGACUUAGAUAAAUUACCGAUACACUCACUAGGUGGUUGUAGAAGGUGUAUGCGAAAGCUUCAAACAAAUUUGAAGCUUUCGAUGCCGUUUUAAUGGCACUAUGAACCUAGACUCGCUAACUGCUGCUUUGUCUCAUAUUGGUAAUCUGGUCGCCAGUUUGACAAAGAAAAACCUGAACUCUAGUGUUCAAGAGAUUCAGGAAGUUAAUGUAUGUUAUGCUUCAACAUUUACUUACUGCAUAAUGCCAGAAUUAGUUUAUGACAAGAUUUAAGUUGGUAUCUAAAGUAAUAUACAAGAAAGUAGAGCCUCGAGGAAGACAUGAAUAAUUUUCCCUCGGCCUGAUUAGGUGGUUCGUCAGUUUGGUGGAGAGGCAGAGCGACAUUUGUACCGGGUACUGAUUGGUCACCUGGAGUGGUCUGGACCUCAGGGAGGAGAAAGUCAUCGACCCUCACCAAACAACAAUAAUAAUAAUAAUAACAAUAAUAAUAAUAAUAAUAAUAAUAAUAAGGACAAGGAAGUUACAACUGGUGUUGGUGUAGCCACUCUUACGUGGUCAUCCACUAGCGGUGGAGCUAGUGCUCUUUUACAACACUUCACUGCUACACUUCCUCCGACAUCUCUUUUUGCAAAUCUUGCAUUUGCCACUGCAUAUCCAUACAAUCCAAGCAAGCUUGUCAAGCCACAGUGGGUUACUGGAGUGUGCAAGGCACUCAAGCUUUCCCGCUUGCAGGAAAUUACUUUUUGUUUACAUCUUCUUCAAACAACGAAUUUAGAAGUUCGUAACCAGUCCACAGCACUCCUCAAAGCCAAACUUCCUGAUCUUGUACGAGCUUACGUAGACACCGAAUCGGGGGACCGGGAGUUGUUGGAGCUAUCAACAGAAUCCCUGCACCUGUUGCUAACUCACAUUGUUCAUCUUUGGAGGGAUCCACCUACUGCACUACUACCUCAAGAGUCGAGGCAGGCCUUCAUUAGCACUCUACAGCGAGAAUUUCCCCGGUCACGUGUCCCUGUGGUUCUUGCUCCACUACUUUACCCAGACUCUGACAUUCCUAUGGAGAAAAUAACUCAAGAACCACCUGCCAACAUGGCAAAAAAUCUUCUUGAUGGUUCAUUAGCUGAUCUAGUCUUAGAGUUAGGCUAUAGUUUCUGCAAUACUGUGGAAGAAUGUAGAAACAAUCUGGCCAAUUUUGGGGUGAGUUCCAUAACCCCAGCAGCUGUAGCCAAGGUCUUGGGUGUUAUGGUUCGAACUCAUACGGGUUUACCAUCUGAGCAGAUUGGACUUCAGAACCUAAAUUCACCCAGCUCACUGUGGAGUGACAAUAAAGAUAAGGCCCCAAACAACCAGUCACAGACAGCCCCAGCAAAUGAAGUGGGUUUGGGUGGAUCAGGAAAUCUUUCUUGUCCUCAUGGUUGGAAUGUAGAAAUUUUUAUCAAGGGGCUCCUUGAAGUUGUUCCGAGUAUUAAUAGUAAAGAGAUAACUAUGAAAUUAGAUCACAGAGGAUUCUUAGUAAAGGACAGACAAGGCUUAAAGCUGCUAAUCACUGCUCUCAGAUGUCUUCUUCAAGGCCAAGGCUUAAGGUGGGAAGUGUUCCCUGUGGAUUACUUCUAUCACCAGUGGAAAAACAGUGAAGAGCAACUAAAUCUUAUUACACAGAUUCUCAAGGCUCCUGAAAUAUUUUGUUUCCUUGAUUUUCCUUGUAUCUUGGUGUCGACUGAUUGCCUUAAAACACUGCCAGAACUUGAUAACAAAGAGGUGGCAACAUGGAAAUCUGUUCAUCUACUGGAAACCCUUCUCUGCCUUGGUGAAUCUGGUCAUCUUACAGCUGUCAAGGAGCUGUUCAAGUUUCCCAUCCAACAUUGUCCAGAUAUCUUGGUGCUUGGCUUGGUUCAGGUGACUCUUCCAUACACCAUGUUGCGGCAAGAUCUGAUUGCUUCACUUAUUCCAAUCUUCCUUGGGAAUCACCCGAAUGCAGCAAUCAUUCUACACCAUGCUUGGCACACACAGAAUCAAUCAAGUGCAGUUCGUCCAAUCAUAAUGCACGCGAUGGCAGAGUGGUACAUGAUGGUGGAAAAUGAUCAGACAAGACUCAGCCGUAUUUUAGAUGUUGCACAAGAUCUCAAAGCCUUAUCACUUCUCCUCAAUGCUCAGUCAUUUCCCUUUGUAGUGGAUUUGGCUUGUUUGGCAUACAGACGUGAAUUUUUAAAGUUGGACAAGUGGCUGACUGACAAAAUUAGAGAACAUGGAGAGCCCUUUAUAUCCUCUUGUAUAAAGUUCCUUCAACGAAGAUGUCCUCAGCUUAUGGGUGGUAAAGAGGACAUAAUGCCAAAAUCUUCACAGCUACCUAAUGAGACAAUGACUACCAUUCUUUUGUGCCUGAAUGCAUGUGCUAUAAAUGUCUCUCAGGAACUGUCCGACACUAUACUGCAAAUGGUUCAAAACUGUAAUUUGAUAAAUAGAUCUCGUCCACAACAGGUGGGAGUGAUUGGAUUCCCAGGUCCUGGUCCAACUCAGUCAAAUGAAGGACCAUUAGGCAAUAUUGCUUCAAGUUUAAGUAACUUGAGUCUUGGUGGUACUGGUGUGUCUUCCUCAAUCUUUCCAACGCCACCUUCAUCAUCAAUGAGUCUUGGGGGAUUAGGGUCACUUGGUACAGCUCCAGGUUCCCCUGGUCGUCCACUUGGUCCCUCCACUGCUCCUGGGACCUCACAGUCUCCACUCUCUUCCAUUUUACCUGCUCUACAGUUGGGACCACCACAUCCUGCAGCAGUGGGAUCUCAGCUUCCCACACUACCAACUUCAUCCAUUAUUCCCUCUUCUCUAAGAUCUCAUUCAGUACAGCCAAGUGUUGCACCUGCCAGACAAAUGGACAUCUCCCAGAUAUUUGACAUGCCUCAGCUGGUGAGCAAGGAAGUGGAAGAUGAAGCAAAUAGCUACUUUCAGCGUAUUUACAACCACCCUCCACAUCCCACACUCUCAAUUGAAGAAGUAUUGGAUAUGCUGAAGAAGUUUCACGAGUCUACUAAUAAGCGAGAGAGGGAAGUAUAUUCCUGCAUGUUGCGCAAUCUAUUUGAAGAGUAUCGCUUCUUCCCAACGUACCCAGACAAGGAACUUUUCACUACUGCAAGGCUUUUUGGUGGUAUUAUUGAACAGGGUCUAGUCGAAUACAUGGCUUUAGGAGUUGCAUUGCGGUAUGUAAUGGAAGCUCUCCAGAAGCCACAUGCUAGCAAGAUGUAUUACUUCGGUAUUGUGGCCUUAGAUAGGUUUCGUAGUCGUCUGAAAGAGUAUCCUCGGUAUUGUCAGCACCUCAUGGCAAUACAGCAUUUCAGUGAAUUUCCACCACACCUUAUUGAGUACAUCAAGUAUGGAACUCAAUCACAAGAGCCACCUUCACGCCCUUCUGGUGUUGUUCUACCCCCAUCCAUAAAUAUUUCACCAAGUACACCUGCUCCAGGACCAUCAUCAUCUGUGGUGACGGCUGCAGCAACACCAGUAGGAAUUCCACCACCACCAGUUGUAUCCACAGUAGUAUCAUCAGUGGCCAAAACCAUCACAUCUACAACCACCACCACUACUACUGCUGCUGUCAGUAAACCUCAGACAAUAGCUGCUACUUCAGUGGCAGUUGGGUCUGGAAAACAACAGCCAACAAUAACUACUACCAACAUAGAAACUCUGCUCGUUGCCACGGAGAAGGAAGAAAAAAUCACUCCUCCUCCUGAGCAUAUACAAGACAAAGUUGCCUUUAUCUUCAAUAACCUUGCUCAAGUUAACCUUCCUCAAAAGUGUGAAGAGUUACGUGAGGUAGUAGGUGAAGAAUAUUGGCUAUGGGUGGCACAGUAUUUGGUGAUGAAACGUGCAUCCAUAGAGAACAACUUUCAUACACUGUAUUCUCUAUUUCUGGAUCAGAUGAAAAUGAAUAAUGUUAAUGCCAUGGUCUGUCGGGAGACACUCAGGAAUAUCAAGGUACUCCUAAGGGCUGAUAAAUCAGCAGCUAAUUAUUCUGACAAAUCUCUAUUGAAAAAUCUUGGCCAUUGGUUAGGGAUGCUCACCCUGGCCAAGAAUAAACCAAUACUGCAUACUGACAUAGACAUGAAGUCACUACUCAUAGAAUCUUACAACAAGGGAUUGCAGGAGAUGCAGUAUGUGAUUCCAUUCGUGGCUAAGGUGAUGGAAUCCUGUGCCAAGAGCCGAGUGUUCAAGCCGCCAAAUCCAUGGACCAUGGCUAUUAUGAAUGUAUUAGCUGAACUUCACAAGGAACCAGAAAUGAAACUACAUCUUAAAUUUGAAAUUGAGGUGCUAUGUAACAAGUUGGAAAUCAAUCUGGAAGAAUUGAAGCCUGCUAAUGUGUUGAAUGACCGAGACCGGAUUGCCCGCCUUAAACCUCAGCUGUCACAGCCGGGUGGAUCUAAGCGAGCAGAGUCGACUCCCCUAUUACCAGCUCUGCCAGGUUUUUCGUCUACCACCUUUAUGCCAAAGACGAGCUGGUCACAAGUUGUGCCACCGUGUCCCGUUGUAGAAACAAGUACGGUAACUGCUCAGAGCUCCUCAGUUGGUGCCACACCUACACCCCCAACAGUCCUGCCUCCACAUCCCUCCACCACACCCACACCUAUCCAGGCUCAACAGCAGCCUGCCUCAGAGCCACGUUUUGUUUAUUCAAACAUAAACGUAACAUCCCUCAGGGGUCUGGAUCCUCAUGUAUCUGUCUCUGUACCUCAGGUUUGUGGUAUUGCAAAUAAUGCACAGCUAAAACAGUUAGUUCGUCAUGCUGUAGACUUGGCUGUCCAAGAAAUUGUUGCUGCAGUAAUGGAGCGUAGCAUCAAGAUUGCCAUCACCACUGCUGAGCACAUCAUUAAGAAGGACUUUGCUCUAGAUCCAGAUGAAUCUCGGAUGCGUGCUGCGACACACCAUAUGGUUCGAAACCUCACAGCGGCAAUGGCAAUGAUCACUUGUCGAGAUUAUCUUGCCACUAACAUUACCAAAAAUAUCAAGCAGGGAAUGCUGCAAGCAUUUUCAAGAGCAAACCAGCAACAAUUGCCCCAGCAAAUGGAUCAGAUGGACCAGUUGGCUGCUGCACUCAGUCAGGAGAAUGUAGGCAUUGCCUGUGCAUUUAUCCAGAAAACUGCUGCUGAGAAAGCUGUAACUGAAAUGGACAAGAGAUUGUCACAGGAAUAUGAAGCUCGGAAGGUUGCCCGAACAGAUGGACGACGUUACUGUGAUCCAAUGGUAUUAACAUAUCAAGCUGAACGUAUGCCUGAGCCAAUACGUUUAAAAGUGGGUGGUGUCACUCAACCUCAAAUGGCUGUGUAUGAGGAAUUUGCUCGGAACAUACCUGGCUUUUUACCUAUUACCGAUCAAGAUACAAUGUUCUUGGCAAAACCUGUGCCUAUUAGCUCACAGCAGCAGCAACAGCAGCAACAGCAGCAGCAGCAACAGCAGCAGCAGCAACAACAACAACAACAACAGCAGCAGCAACAGCAGCAGCAGCAACAGCAGCAGCAACAACAGCAGCAGCAGCAGCAGCAGCAGCAACAGCAGCAGCAGCAACAGCAGCAGCAGCAACAACAACAGCAACAACAACAACCACCACCACCUCACACACAACAGACAUUUGGUAGUGAAGAAGCAACAGCCUUCCUGGUGCUAACAGAGAGGAUCAGUGCAGAAUUGGAACACACUAUACAGGCUUUCACUACUCUUGCACCAACAUCUCCACUUAUACCAAUGCUUCACUCUUUGCGUGAAGGACUUUUGCUUACAAGAACCAACAGAGAUGCCCAUGCUGCUCAAAUGCUACUUAGAAAGUGUGUAGAAAAUCUUAUGGAAGGUGCACGGGAAUUACCUAGUGAACCUGAACUAAAUCAGUUGGCUUUGCGCUUUCGAGAUUGCCACCUCAUCGUUCUUAAAGCUAUGGCUGAUCACCGCUCUUAUGGUAUGAUCUGGACAUCAAAGAAUCUUACAAAAUGUUGGGCAGAAGCAAGGGAUGAGAUAAAAUAUAACCUGGAUGUUGGAGAUUGGUUUAUCCGCUCCAACUUGUUUAACCUUCAGCUACUGGAUGAACAUCUUGCAAGAACCCUUGAAGAUCCUAGAGUACACUCCUAUAUCCCUUCUAUCUUUGUGAUGCAACUAGUCCAGGUAUACCUUAUAGAUGACCCAAGCAAUAGUGUGUUAAGUGAAACUGACCUACAAUUAACCCUGGAGGCCUUGGUGCGUAUAUGUCAUUCUCGACAAGCUCCUGAUGGUCUUGUUUCACUGAUUGAGGCACUACGCAUGAAGCAUGACUUAUUAAGCAGUGAACGUUUAACUGGAGGAAACAGCCUGAGUGGCUCUAAUACUCCAUUAUCUGCAGGACCUAGUCUUCACUUUCAUUCAGGUGUUACACAAGCCAGGGAUUUUCAGGAUCCACCAGCUUUACAAGAGAAAACUGAAGUAUUAUUGAGAGAAUGGAUUCAGAUGUAUCAUUCUCCUACCGCAGGCCAGGGUUCUGCAUCAGCUUUUCAGCAUUUUGUCAAGCAAAUGAAUCUUCAUGGAAUCCUUAAAACUGAUGAUCUCAUUACCAGAUUUUUCCGCAUUUGCAUCAGCAUGUGCAGAGAUUUGUGUGUUCGUUCCAUCUUGGAACAAGGCCAGGGCCCAUCACCUACUUACGUACGAAGUAAAUGUUUCCAGAACUUGGACGCAUUUGUGCGGCUUAUUGCCUUAUUAGUCAAACACUCUGGUGAAGCUACCAACCCUACUACUAAGAUAAAUCUCCUCAAUAAGGUUUUGGGAUUAGUUUGUGGCAUCAUGAUUCAUGAUAUUGAAUCAAAUGGCACAGAGUUUCAACAGUUGCCAUAUCAUCGCAUCCUUAUUAUGCUGUUCCUGGAACUCAAUGCUCCUGAAGCUAUCUUAGAAUCAAUCAACCUUCCGGUAUGUGAAGUAUUGAUGGCCUUUACGCAAACAUUACAUCUGUUACGCCCCAGUAAGUGUCCUGGCUUUGCUUAUGCCUGGCUGGAAAUUGUGAGCCAUCGAGUGUUCAUUGGCCGGAUGUUGGCUAUUACACCACAACAAAAGGGAUGGUCCAUGUACUCCAUGUUGUUAGCAGAUCUUUUCACAUUUUUAGCACCCUUUUUAAGGAAUGCUGAAUUAGCCAAACCACUGACAAUGCUCUAUAAGGGUACCCUACGUGUGCUGUUGGUCCUCCUCCAUGACUUUCCUGAAUUCUUAUGCGAAUACCACUAUGGAUUCUGUGAUGUCAUCCCUCCAAAUUGCAUCCAGAUGCGUAAUCUCAUUCUGUCUGCCUUUCCACGAAAUAUGCGCCUUCCAGAUCCUUUUACACCAAAUCUCAAAGUAGACAUGUUGCCAGAAAUUACUGUAUCACCUAAGAUUCACACUACUGUUGCCAGCCUCAUUCAACCUCCAGAAUUCAAGAAGAAUUUAGAUUCCUAUCUAAAGAACAGGACACCAGUAACAUUUCUCUCAGAUAUGAGAACAUAUUUACAGCAGGUAUCCAAUGAACCUGGGAUGCAUUAUAACAUGUCUGUGAUGAACUCCCUGGUGCUGUAUGUAGGCAUGCAGGCUAUUGCACAGAUUAAUAGCAAGGGUCUCACUCCCUCCAUGUCCACGAUUGCUCAUUCCGCCCACAUGGACAUAUUCCAGAAUCUUGGUGUUGAUUUGGACACAGAAGGUCGAUACUUGUUUUUAAAUGCUAUUGCCAAUCAGUUGCGAUAUCCAAAUAGCCACACUCAUUACUUCAGCUGUACUCUACUCCAUCUCUUUGCUGAAGCUAACACAGAAGCUAUUCAAGAACAAAUUACCAGAGUUCUUCUGGAACGACUUAUUGUCAAUCGUCCUCAUCCAUGGGGACUACUAAUUACCUUCAUUGAACUCAUCAAGAAUCCUUCUUUCAAGUUUUGGAGUCAUGAGUUUGUAAAGUGUGCUCCAGAAAUUGAGAAAUUGUUUGAAUCAGUUGCCCGUUCUUGUAUGGUGCAGAAAGUAUCAACUACUCGGGACGGGGAGGCCUGACCACAAAUGCUUCAAACGUAUUGUGCUCCACAAGAUACCUGACUAAACACAUCUCCAACGGAGGCAGCAAUCCAAGCACUGUACUUCAAGUUGCAAGAUUUAAGGACAUAUGGCACAGGAUUGUGUUACUGCUGACUGUUGGUGCUCUGAAUAUCAUGAUAGAGAUCUCAAGCAGCCAAAACUGUCUUAGUGAUUUGAGUUAUUUAGCUGAAAGCUAUUUAAUAUAUAGAAUGAAAAUGUUGAACAUAAUGACUUGACAGAUACUGUUUGUCCCCAUGAAAGCUGCAAUUAAUGUUGCUUUAAAGGGGACUGCCAAGUGCAAAGUAAAAGUUAUUGGCAUAUUGUGACAAAUGUGUCAGGUAGAGUUUUGUAUUUGUUUUAAAUGGAGCAUUAUACAUGUUAUCUUCUGGUGCCUAAAGAGACAAACUUGGUAUCUGUAAAAUGCAGAUCAAAUCUGUUCCAAUUUUAACCCAAGUGAUUUAUAAAGUAAAGGGUUAAAUGACAAAUAUUCUUUAUAGAAUGCCUAAAUAAUUAUGCAGCUUAGUCAUUUCCUGAGUGAUUUAUCCUUGACUAUAAUAUAGUAAAUGUUUUACUUGUUGGGCCACAGCAGCAAGGUUAACUGUCAAGGUAUGUGAUUUUUAAGAAUAUGUAAUAAUUUCAGUUUUCCUGGUGACUGGUAAAUUAUGCAAACUUGAAAGACCAAAACUGUACAAUCUACUUUAUUAAGGACCUUCAGAGUGAAGUAAAAGUGCAUCCUAUGAUGAAUUAUAUAUUUACAGAUAAAAGUUUCUGUAUGAAUGGAGACACAUUUAUGAGACAAAGCAGCCAUAAGCAGUGUGUCAAAGUACAUAAAAUGAAAAGAUGAAUUCCAAUGAGUGAUAUGUACCUAUAUUUUGUGAUCUUAACUUCCAGGGAACCAUGUGAUGAGCUAUACCUAAGAUGUUUAGAUAAUGUGAUGUAGAUUUCUAUGACAUGGCCUUUGCCAAGCAGCUUCUGCAGUAGGAAAGUGAGAAUCAAAGUAUUGGGCAUCAGAGUUCAUUAUGAAGUGUUAUUUCAUAGGUUAACCGAAGUGGCUCAUAAUAUAAUAAUUCAGUGCAAUUAUAUGAUAAAUAAUUUAGCCAUUGGCCACUGUUAAUGCCAAAGCUGACUUACGUUUGAAAAAACCUCUAGAGCAUGGCAUAAUUUGACUUAAGUAAUAGCACUUCAUAUUUUGCAGAAAUGACCUUGGACACCAAAGCAUGUACAAAAUCCCAUCCUCAUUAGUUUCAUAGAUUUCACCUUUUAAGAAAUUUCUUUGUAAGUAUUGUAAAAAGUAAUUAUGAUGCCCUGAUGCCCUGAGGCUUUCUAUCCUGCUGUACAGUUUCUAAUUACACAAGGUUUGCAAUAGCCACUAUCUUAAACAAUGCAGAUCCGGGGUAUAGUCAACUAUGCCCAAUGCCUCGUGUUCUGUUACACAAAUUUUUAUUUAAAUGUUAUAAUUCAUUCCCAGGUAUUAACAAUUAACCAUGUGCAUCCUAAAGGUGUAAUGUUCCAGCAGCACAAAUUUCAAUUUUAAUUGCUUUAAUCCCAGGCUAAUCUUUAGUUACCUUCUAGCUUUAAAAAAAUUUGUUACCACAUUACCAGGGACUAUUUAAUACUCUGAUGCCUGGGAAAUAUACAUGUUUAUGCCUUAUAAUCCUGGAAAUGUUAUGUAUACAUAGUACCUGGGAAUUAACACUUUUUUUCUGUUGCCUUGCUUCAAAGAACGUCACAGCUCUCUUAUGACUUAAGGAAUACAGAUUUGUAUUGCCAUUAAAUAAUUAUUAUUUUGUAAAAAUUAUAUUUUAAGAGUUGUUGGAAGCUUGAAGAAGGAAACAUGAAAAUUUACCCAUAAUGUGAGGUACUAGUUUGUGGCUGUACAAUUCAAUUUUAUUUUUGUUGAGGACUUUCUCUAAAGAUAUGCAGUUUAACAGUUUGUGUCAUAUUCUUUAGUCCACUGUAGGUUAAGGAUGUGAAUAAAGGUCUCUUGUAGCAAAGCAAAAA